Messenger RNA from Pterocles gutturalis (yellow-throated sandgrouse), 1575 nucleotides. Its product is annotated as opsin-5-like. Gene Ontology annotation, molecular function: G protein-coupled receptor activity. The transcript is spliced from 10 exons. The record is from RefSeq and is a predicted model, not a curated record. Lineage: Eukaryota; Metazoa; Chordata; Aves; Pterocliformes; Pteroclidae. Bases 1 to 1575 code for a protein of 524 amino acids. Gene Ontology annotation, cellular component: membrane. Gene Ontology annotation, biological process: G protein-coupled receptor signaling pathway.
AUGAUGCGCAUCAUACCAACCUUCCAAGAGUCUACCUGUCCUUUAGGUUUGACAAUCUGCCUGGAUGCCUGUUCUGCUGAGGUCUCGGGCAGCAAGGUGACAUUAGCAGGAGGUUUGGUGUCUCGGUUCCACAUCAUGUGUAGUCUUGGCCAAGGUCUGGAAUACAAGUGCCUGCCACAGGAUGGCAGCAAUCAGUCAUCUUUGAAACACCCUCUUUCAGUUCGAAUAUUCCGUUUCAAGAUGAGGUCCAAAGAUCAGCUAUUCACACUAGAUCACUUUGUGGAGACGGAAACUGUAUCAUCUCAGAAGCAGGACUUCCAGCUCUUCCCUGCAAUCUCUCAUGAACUCAUGCAGCUGCCCAGAGGGUUUGAGUUUUCUUUAGCAUCACCUAACCUGCUCAGGGCACCCUGGAGGAACAACAACAUCAGUUUUCUGAGCAGAGAGGCAGCUGUAACAGAGCAAGGAGAGACUAUCAUAGGUUUCUACCUACUGGCUUUAGGUUGGCUGUCUUGGUUUGGAAACAGCAUUGUGAUUUUUGUCCUGUAUAAACAAAGACAUCUUCUGCAGCCCACUGACUACCUCACGUUUAACUUGGCGGUAUCAGAUGCUAGUAUCUCUGUGUUUGGAUAUUCACGGGGGAUCAUUGAAAUCUUCAAUGUCUUCAGAGAUGAUGGAUUCAUUAUCACAUCAAUAUGGACCUGCCAGGUUGAUGGCUUCCUGACACUUCUCUUUGGCUUGGCCAGCAUUAAUACCCUUACAGUAAUCAGCGUGACUCGCUACAUCAAAGGCUGCCAUCCUGAGAGAGGUCACUGCAUCAGCAACAGCAGUAUGACGGUGGCUCUGGUUCUCAUUUGGACAGCAGCUUUCUUCUGGUCAGCAGCUCCAUUACUUGGCUGGGGCAGUUAUACAGAUCGCAUGUAUGGGACAUGUGAGAUAGACUGGGCAAAAGCCAACUUUUCUACAAUCUACAAGUCCUACAUUGUCUCCAUUUUUAUCUGCUGUUUUUUCCUACCUGUCACAGUCAUGGUCUUCUCAUAUGUGUCAAUCAUCAAUACUGUCAAGCUAAGCCAUGCCUUGACAGGACUGGGCGAUCCCACAGACAGACAGAGGAGAAUGGAGCGGGAUGUCACCAGGGUUUCUAUUGUCAUUUGUACAGCCUUCAUUAUUGCAUGGUCACCAUAUGCUGUCAUCUCUAUAUGGUCUGCCUAUGGUCACGCAGUGCCCAAUCUCACCAGCAUCCUUGCCAGUUUGUUUGCUAAGUCUGCCAGCUUCUACAAUCCCAUUAUCUACUUCGGAAUGAGCUCCAAAUUUCGGAGGGAUAUUUUCAUCUUGUUCCAUUGUGCCAAAGAAGUUAAGGACCCUGUGAAACUCAAACGUUUCAAAAACCUCAAGCAAAAACAACAAGAGCCCUCUCAGAAGGAAAAGAAGUAUGCAGGAGAAAUGCACCCCGCAGCAAGCCCUGAUUCCGGGGUGGGAAGUCCAACCAACACCCCACCUCCAGCAAACAGGGGAGAGUAUUUUGGUAUUCUUGAUACAUCAUCUAAUAACCCUGACAUUGAAUGUGACAGACUGUAA